Arabidopsis lyrata subsp. lyrata is the source of this 800-nucleotide messenger RNA. Its product is annotated as oleosin 1. Gene Ontology annotation, cellular component: membrane; monolayer-surrounded lipid storage body. The transcript has a single exon. Bases 73 to 504 code for a protein of 143 amino acids. The record is from RefSeq and is a predicted model, not a curated record. Lineage: Eukaryota; Viridiplantae; Streptophyta; Magnoliopsida; Brassicales; Brassicaceae. Gene Ontology annotation, biological process: lipid storage.
UAAAAAAUCAAAAGAAACACAAAUCCAUAAUUUCUCCAGAAAAAAAAACACAAAGAGACAAAAAGAAAAGAAAUGGCUGAUCAACAACAACCAAUAAUGAAGAAUCUCCACGAAUCAUCACCAUCGACACGGCAGAUAGUGAGAUUCCUAACCGCAGCAACGAUCGGCCUAUCACUCCUGGUGCUCUCAGGACUAACACUAACCGGAACGGUGAUUGGUUUGGUCGUAGCGACGCCGCUAAUGGUUUUAUUCAGCCCGGUGUUGGUGCCGGCGGUGAUAACGAUGGGGCUUUUGACGAUGGGAUUCCUAUUCUCUGGUGGUUGUGGUGUGGCGGCAGCGACGGCGUUAACGUGGAUUUAUAAGUACGUUUCCGGAAAACACCCGAUGGGAGCGGAUAAAGUGGAUUACGCCAGGAUGAGGAUAGCGGAGAAAGCCAAAGAGUUGGGACAUUAUGCGCAGUCGCAGCCACAACAAACACACCAAACCACAACAACUACUCAUUAGAGUUUAAUAAUAAUAUGGAUCUAUAUGUUAUAUUAAGUUUUUAUCCUACGGAUCUAUAUGUUAUAUUAUCCUACGUAUGUUUUUUUCUUGUUACUGUUCUUACCUUUUUGAAAAUAUAUAUAUAUAUAUAUAUAUCUGAAAUAUUAUUUUCUGUUUUCCAUACAAACUUGUGUGUUUCUUAACUCUUAAUAUUAUUUUCUGAUCGGUAUUUUCUGUUUUAUGAUUGUGAAAUGGUACAAGGAUGAUAACUAAUUAAAUAAACGCCAAACUUGGCCACCGUCGGGCCUCUCAAAUUA